This is a messenger RNA of Lasiodiplodia theobromae, 1077 nucleotides long. RefSeq names its product Mg2+ transporter protein CorA-like/Zinc transport protein ZntB. The coding region runs from base 1 to 1077 and encodes 358 amino acids. NCBI's taxonomy places the organism in Eukaryota, Fungi, Ascomycota, Dothideomycetes, Botryosphaeriales, Botryosphaeriaceae. Gene Ontology annotation, biological process: rRNA processing. The record is from RefSeq and is a predicted model, not a curated record. The transcript is spliced from 2 exons. Gene Ontology annotation, cellular component: nucleus.
AUGGGUUCGAGCGCAAAGAGGAAGAAGGAAAAGAAGAAGGAUUUCCAGAAGCCGAAGCUGAAGGUCGGCAAGACAAAACCCAAGGCUGACAACUUCACCGAUACUAGCUUCAAGGCGAAAUCAAUCAUCGUCAAGGAGCAGUCGAUACACACCAAUGCGCCAACCGUAACUGUCCAGUUUACGCACCAACUAGGCCUCCUUACCCACAAGUCCGACACCCAAAGGCGUGAAUCUCUCUCCUAUCUCACAAACUCCGUGACCGCUGCGCGCAGCCAGGAUGUGCCUCUCCCGCAGCCCGUCUCGGUCAUCGUCCCGAAGAUCCUCUCGCUCAUCUACGACAACUCGAACGGCGUGCGCCAGCAACUCCUCAAGCUGCUGCAGGCGCUGCCACCCGCCGACCUACGCCCGCACGUCGAAGAACUUCUGCGGCGCACGCGCGCCGGCAUGACCAGCCUGUCGACCGACGUGUGCACGACCUCCUUCGACGUCCUGGACUGGCUGCUGCAGACGCACCCGGACGCGACCGUCAGCUGCGCCGGCGGCUGGGUGCACACGCUGCGCUGCUUCACGAGCGUGCUGGGCUGGCGUGACCCGGGCGCCGCAGGCGGCCAGAAAUGGACGACGACGGCCGCCGCGAACACGUCGUCGUCCUCGCACGCCAACGCCGAGAAGCUGAAGAAGCUGCGCUACCGUCAGCUCGUCGCGCUCGCCGCCUUCCUGAAGGCCGGCAUCGCUGCGGACGCCGAAGCCGCGCGUGCUGCGCGGGAGGAAGAAGAGGCGCGUGUGGCUCGCGCGUGGUUCCCGCUGCACCAUCAUGCGCAGUGCCAUAUGCUGCUGAACCAGAGCCCGAAUGGGUUUGCUCAUCUGAAUCUUUUUGGCGCGCCGAAGGAUGAGGAUGGCCAGAUGUAUACGGAUAGGCAGGGUAGGCAGCAGGUCUUCGCGAGGCUGAUCCAACCUGCGAUUGUCAGUGGGCUGCAAAAUGCGAAGAAGGAGGGUGGACAGAUUGGCAGGGCUGCAGGAGAGGUGGAAAAAGUCAUGCAGGAAAGCAUGAGUGACUAUGAUGGAGGAGAACUCUAA